This is a messenger RNA of Phacochoerus africanus (Common warthog), 1199 nucleotides long. RefSeq names its product serum amyloid A-4 protein. Gene Ontology annotation, cellular component: extracellular region. Bases 662 to 1048 code for a protein of 128 amino acids. The record is from RefSeq and is a predicted model, not a curated record. Lineage: Eukaryota; Metazoa; Chordata; Mammalia; Artiodactyla; Suidae. The transcript is spliced from 4 exons.
AAUGUGUAUCUGUGUGAAAAGGAUGUACGUGCAAUAUACACAUUUUUUUCAAAAUUAGUAUUAAGGGCACUGCCUGGAAACCCUGCUUUAUUCCCUUCCUUCUUCUGUUCUCCAGAAUCAUUAAUUAUUGACUCAUUUCAUGGUUGGUGGAGGCAAGUCUUGCUGGUCCUGUGCCCUCAUGUGGCUUAGAGAGAAGCCCCAAGAGAGAAGCAAACAUCUCCUUGGCUAAUCACAUUGAUCACCUCUUAGAGCAUAAGAGCUAUGUGUCCUUCAGGGGAGGGGAAAAGUCCUUUUCCAAACAGGUGAGAAUGGAAAGACACAAAGGGGAGAAAGUGGAGAAAGACCCCCAUCCUCCCACACUCGACUUUGCAGAUACAACUCUUCUGUGGUGUAGGAAACUACAAAGAGAACAGACGCAUCAAUUAGGAAAAACUGCCAGAACACAAAUGCCUUGGGUGACUCACUUGAAAAAAAAAACCCAAACUGUUUGAGGAUAAAUAAAAUACUAUCAUUCAAUAUGCUAAUUUUUAUUUAUACGGAGGAAUUGAGCAAGAAGGACUUUGCCAAUGCACCUUGGAUUUAAGACCUCUCUUUCCACUAACACCCAAGUCAGGAGCGAUACCAACAACUGAAUUUCAGCUGGAGAAAGGGCCACAGCACAAUGAAGCUUUUCAUAGGCCUUAUUUUCUGUUCCUUGGUGAUGGGAGUCAGCAGUGAUGGCUUGUUUUCAUUCUUCAAGGAGGCUGUGCAAGGGGCUUCGGACUUGUGGAGAGCCUACUGGGACAUGAAAGAAGCCAAUUACCAAAAUUCAGGCAGAUACUUUCGCGCUCGAGGGAACUACGAGGCUGCCCAAAGGGGCCCCGGGGGCAUCUGGGCAGCAAAAAUCAUCAGCAAUGUCAGGGAAUACUUUCAAGGACUCUUACAGUACCUUGGAAGCAGCUCUGAGAGGGAGGAGGACCAGGUGUCCAACCGGAGAGCGGAGGAAUGGGGCCGGAGUGGACAAGACCCAGAUCACUUCAGACCUGCUGGCCUGCCUAAGAAAUACUGAGCCCCCGGCUCCCUCUGCUCCAUGGGACUAGGCUGUGAGCCACACAUCACUCCCCUCACCGCCCCCAACAGGACACAGUGCACUGAGCUUUGUCUCCCCAAAUUUGAGACAGGGCAUCCUAAGGUCCCCAAUAAAUGUUGGUCACACUGAA